AUGAGUGAUCCACUUAAACGAGUUGCGAUUGUUGGUAGUGGCAAUUGGGGUUCAACAAUUGCAAAAAUUGUUGGCAAUAAUAUAACUAAAUUUAAUACAUUUGAAAAUGAAAUACGCAUGUAUGUUUUUGAAGAAAUGGUUAAUGGACGAAAAUUAACAGAAAUUAUUAAUGAAGAACAUGAAAAUGUCAAGUAUUUACCAGGGUUUAAAUUUACACCGAACGUUGUUGCAUAUCCAGAUGUUGUUGAAGCAGUAAAAGAUGCUGAUAUCUUACUAUUUGUUUUACCACAUCAAUUUGUUGAGCGAGCAUGUAAUGCAAUUAAAUCCAAUGUAAAGAAAAAUGCUUUUGCAGUAUCUUUCUCUAAAGGUUUUUAUGUUGGUAAAGAUAAACGUGUUGAUCUGUUAUCGUCUGUAAUUAGUCGUUUACUUGAAAUUCCUUGUUAUGUAUUAAUGGGUGCCAAUAUUGCUACUGAAGUUGCUGCUGGAACAUUUUGUGAAGCUACAGUUGGUUCACGUAAUUAUGAACAUGGACAAUUAAUUAAAGGUCUUAUUCAAACAGAAGAAUUUCGUAUUGUUAUUAAACCAGAUAUCGAAGUUAUUGAAGUACUUGGUGCAUUAAAAAAUAUUGUUGCUGUUGCUGCAGGAUUUUCUGAUGGAUUAGGUUAUGGUGAUAAUACAAAAGCUGCUGUUAUUCGUCUCGGUUUAAAAGAAAUGGUAAAAUUUUGUGAAGAAUUUUUUCCUGGACAUCAUCCUCAAAUCUUUUUAGAAUCAUGUGGUGUUGCUGAUCUUGUUACAACAUGUUAUGGUGGUCGUAAUCGUAAAGUUGCUGCUGCAUUUGUAAAAACUGGUAAAGAUAUUAAGACACUUGAAGAAGAAAUGCUCAAUGGACAAAAAUUACAAGGACCUGAUGCAGCUGCUGAAGUUCAAGAAUGGCUUAGAGACAAAGGACAAGCAAAUAAAUUUCCAUUAUUUGCGGCUGUACAUGAGAUAUGUGAACGACGACUUGAACCUACAGCAUUGAUCGAUGCUCUUCGUCAUCAUCCUGAAUUUUGGUAA
Molecule: messenger RNA, 1056 nt
Organism: Adineta steineri
Lineage: Eukaryota; Metazoa; Rotifera; Eurotatoria; Adinetida; Adinetidae
Source: the annotation of a GenBank genome assembly